UAUCCUGCAGUAUUUUUUUAAUUCGUGUUUAAAGUCGGGACUAUUUCUUGCUUAGCGUAACAAUAUUUUCGCUCCGAGAGGUGACGGUUUUGUAACGUGCGUCACAUUCGACCAAUCAGGUAGCCGCGCAGAUCCCAGAUGGCGAUGUCAACAACGUCUAGCGAUGAAGAGGAAAAUACUCUAAAACAUCUAAAACACCUUAAAAAAGUUAGAAAAAAGAACAACAAAAUAUGCUACAUGCAUGUUACGUCUGUACGGAAUGAAGAGGUGAAUGAUUUCACUAUCAGAAGGUGGGAUACUUACAGAAAUUGUUUGCAACGGUGGCUUUGCUGUCAUAGCGACUCUCAUAAAUUAGCCGAGACAUUUAAAUCCUGUAUUGAUGUUGAAUAUAAAGAUAUUCCUGGUGACGCUGGGUUUCACCCGACUUGUUACCGGCGGUUCAUUGAUAAAAGGCGAUUGGAUUCUGCCGAAAAACGGGCCAAACGGCUGGCUCUGGGUCAAGAUGAGUCUGUGCCAUCGGACAACGCUUCAGGUUCAGGCUCAAGUGACAUUCCACGGAAAAAACUAAGAUCGAAGACGGGCCUGCCUAUCGGUUCUGCUGGCCCCGUGCUCCCUGCCUUUUGUAUAAUUUGCAAGAAAACGGACAAGAGCAUUACUGUGGGAGGCAAACGGCAGAAAGACCAUCUUUCACAAGCAGAAACGCUUUCAGCAGGCCAGUUGAUGAACGCUGCCAGGAUAAAGCAAGACAGUAGCAUUCUCUUGCAUAUUCAAGACAGAGACUGUGUGGCCAUAGGGGUGCGGUACCACAAGUCCUGUUACAGACAGUACACCAGGUUCCUGACAAAGUCUGCUGUAACAGCUAAUGGAACCGCAGAUGAAGAAGUGUGAGUUAUUAAAUUGCAUUAUCAAUUAUAUACACAUUAUAAAUUACAAUUCAUAUUCUAGAUGCAUGACAGAUACAGUGUCAAAAAUUAUGAAAUGAAUAUAGAAUAAAUAAAAGUUUCACUUUUUGAAUGGACUUUUCCAUGAUAUUACAUUUGUUUUAGAUGCACUUGUAAAGGCUGUUUGUAUGUAGCUACAAUCUUGACUGCAUACCUUUUGGCACAUAUUAAAUGUG
Centropristis striata (black sea bass) is the source of this 1117-nucleotide messenger RNA. RefSeq lists its product as uncharacterized. The transcript has 2 exons. NCBI's taxonomy places the organism in Eukaryota, Metazoa, Chordata, Actinopteri, Perciformes, Serranidae. The record is from RefSeq and is a predicted model, not a curated record. Bases 139 to 888 code for a protein of 249 amino acids.